ACUUCAUCAAUUUCAUGGUAAAAAUGGAUGUUUUCCUUAAAAAAUUUCAAUAUCGGUACCUUUUUCAAACGGUGCGUGUCAAUGUUUCCUUUCAUUUUUCCCAUUACUUCGAAACGAAACCGGCAUCAUUGUUAUCGGAUAAGUCAACAGACAAAUCGCGGAGCGCCGCUCGAUGAGAAAAAUCUACCGUUCUUUUGUAGCUCUAACCUUCGUUCUCUUCGCAUCGGCGACGUCAUGGGCGCAGCCGUGCGGCGGCGGCGGUGGAGGAGAACCAGAGAACGCGAUGUGUCCAAAAGGCCUCUGCAGCGCCGGGUCGGGAUUCUGCGGAUCCGGAUUUGUGAGGCGAUGUGGUUCUGAUCUAACAUUUGGAAGCCCUAUCGGCGAAAUCGGCAGCGUAAUUAGCUCCUCCGAUUUUGACGAAAUGCUACAACAUCGAAACGACCGGAAUUGCAAGAGCAAUGGAUUUUAUAGCUACGAGGCUUUUGCGGUUGCGGCGUCGGCGUUCGUCGGCUUUGGCACCACCGGGAAUCUCAACAUCAGGAAGAGGGAGGUCGCCGCUUUCCUCGCUCAAACAUCUCACGAGACCACAGGAGGAUGGGCAAGUGCACCGGAUGGGCCAUAUGCAUGGGGCUAUUGCUAUAUUGAUUCAACCAUCAAAGAUGCUUCUUGUACUCCUUCUCCCAACUGGCCUUGUGCAUCUGGCAAGCAAUAUUAUGGCCGAGGUCCCUUCCAAAUCACCUAUAACUUCAACUAUGGGGCUGCUGGAAGGGCAAUAGGGGUGGACCUGAUAAACAAUCCUGAUCUAGUGGCUACCAAUCCAACCAUAUCAUUCAAGACUGCCUUGUGGUUUUGGAUGACUCCUCAAGGAAACAAACCAUCGUGUCAUGAUGUUAUGACGGGUAAUUGGGUACCAUCCGAUGAAGAUGUAUCAGCUAAAAGAUUGCCUGGCUAUGGUCUAACCAUCAACUUAAUCAAUGUUAGUGAAUGUGUUGAUGGUACCGAUGAUCGAGCGGCAAAUAGGAUUGGUUUCUACAAAAGGUAUUGUGACAUAUUGAAUAUCCAAUAUGGGGACAACUUGGACUAUGUAGGUCAACAGCCCUUCUAAUGAAGAAUGAUUCGUAAGAAGUUGUAAGAAAUGUCGGAAGGCAAAAGUAGAUAGUAAUUUAGAGAUUAUGAUUCCUUUGAUACUUAUAAUUUUCAAUAAUGUUUAUAUUUUUCUA
Cucurbita maxima (winter squash) is the source of this 1220-nucleotide messenger RNA. Its product is annotated as basic endochitinase C-like. NCBI's taxonomy places the organism in Eukaryota, Viridiplantae, Streptophyta, Magnoliopsida, Cucurbitales, Cucurbitaceae. Gene Ontology annotation, molecular function: chitinase activity. Bases 173 to 1105 code for a protein of 310 amino acids. Gene Ontology annotation, biological process: chitin catabolic process; carbohydrate metabolic process; cell wall macromolecule catabolic process. The record is from RefSeq and is a predicted model, not a curated record. The transcript is spliced from 3 exons.